This is a messenger RNA of Biomphalaria glabrata, 3538 nucleotides long. RefSeq lists its product as uncharacterized. The record is from RefSeq and is a predicted model, not a curated record. Gene Ontology annotation, molecular function: zinc ion binding; hydrolase activity, acting on carbon-nitrogen (but not peptide) bonds, in cyclic amidines. The transcript is spliced from 4 exons. Bases 205 to 957 code for a protein of 250 amino acids. NCBI's taxonomy places the organism in Eukaryota, Metazoa, Mollusca, Gastropoda, Planorbidae.
UAUAAUCGCCCCACCGCCUCAGCGACCAACCACGUAGCUGCGGGCCAAUAGGUUAACCCAGUUCUAGAUCUACGUUCUGUGGCUUUGUUUGUGUUUUGGGAAUUCGCGUGUUGUGUAAGUUUCAGAAGUGAGCAUUUAAUAGUAGACUAGCAGCAGCCAGGACAUUGAAAUAAAGAUUUCAUCAUUUUGUUGAUUUAAAAGGAGAUGGAGACUCCUAUUGAACCUUUAUUACCAGCAUUUCAUAUAUUGUGGAAUACGGCUUUCUCAGAUUACAGGCGGAACGGGCCCUACAAUCCAGAUUUUCAAAAGUUCGCCAGCCCACUUCAACAGCUCCACUUUUCCCGGGGUCUGCCUCAAAGGGUGGAGCACGACUUGAACGAAAACGAGUCCGGGAAUGUUCAGGGAAUCUCAAGCAUUGACGAAACAGUGGUGGUGUGCACCCUGGACUGUGACAAUGGGGACAGGUUUCUACGGCAGAUCAUCUACGAGAGCUCCAACAAGACCGAGUGGGCGCGAGCCGAGGACCACUUCGUGGAUUGGCUGAACUGCGAGCUGACGUCGCAGCACUCUCAGAAGGUCGAGGCCACAAUCUACAUGUGCUAUCUCCCUAUUGACACAACCUCGCACGGGAUUGGUCUUUGGUUGAAGAAUCUACAAACAGAGGGUAAGGAGAUCAAAGUGACCAUCAAAGUGGCCAGUCUGACCGACAUUGUGUCCAGCACCGACGAAAACCAGAAAGCCAGCGUCAGUUAUCACAGGUGCCAGCACAAUGACGUCAUCAAGGCUUUAAGAAAACUGACCAGUCGAAAUGUACACAUUGAGGCUAUAACCUCAAAAGACUGGACACAUCUUAUGAAGCUACUGACUGACCGGACCUCUCUUCAAGCGUUAGACAAGAACCAACACCACGCCACAGAGGUUUUGAACUCAAUCCUACAAACAGAUCAUCACAACUGAUCAUGGCCAUCCACAUACAUGUUUCUUGAGGAUAAAUAGAUUUAUAAAUAUGGCAAUACUUCAGACACCAUCUGAUACUUAAUGAUUGUUAUUACUCCACUAUUGUCACUAUUGUCAUCUUGUUGUCAACGUUUUGUUUUUUUCCUUUACGAUUCUCAAGCUGGACUCACAGCUCACAUCAUUUCUAAAAAAAAAUUUGUUAACUCUAAAUCAUAGCUCAAAGGUUAACUUCAACUUACCCCAGUUUAGAGAUAAGAGUUUUUACAAGCAUAUUUUCUCCAGAUUUUUUCAUGAAAACACACACACUUUCACACACACACACACACACAUGUAGGGAUUUCAUGAUAUUCCUUAAUUAAGAUGAGAUUAUUAUGUUUUGUUGAUAAAACGUAUGGCCAGGUUGUUUAAGCUCUAAAAAAAUAUUUUCAACAUUGGUAAUAUAACCAAAAAAAUUUAAACAUGUAAACCAAUUCAUCUCCUACAAACGUCAAUUGGAACCUUCAGAAUAUAAUAGGCCUAUAAUAAUGUAUUAUAAUAUAAUAAUGUCUCAACAUUUGGACCUAGAUUCAUUGAAAGGAAUCUUCUUUUGUAAUCCACUUCUGGAACUCUGGUUGUAGGUCUAGGUUGGGUUGUAGCUCCACUAUUCCAACUAAAUUGUUGUAGGCGUAUUAGUUUCUUCAUACAGAACCUCAAUACAAUCUUGAGUAAACAACUUUUGAAGCAAAUAUGAGCUGACUUUUUAUUGACACUACUUAAGGCUUUCAGUUCCAGUGUAGAAACACAAAAUGUUGAGCAGUUUAAACAAAAUACUACUCACUUCAAGACUACACGCUUCCUUGUGUCUCUUCUCACUGGCUUUCAUCAGCCAAUCUCAGCUCAACUCCUCUGUGAAAGUCAAACUCGUCAUUACAUCAGAAUCUAUUCAGCCAAUAGAAACUCGCCCAUUCACUCCAUAACACUUGCCACACUAAAAUAAUUGUCUAUAGUACCUAUACCUUUGUUGUUGUUGUUUAUUUGUUGUUAUUUUUUGGCACAUGCCCCAAUUCUGUUUUCCAAACGUUAUCUCCAUGACGCAGUGAUAGUCAUCCUACAAUUUUUCACACUUGUAUUUGUUCGAAAUCAUUAAGAAACAAAACAAACAAAAACAAUACGAAAGACAUGAAUUCUACAUUUCUAGACAAACUAUGUUGCUUUUAACACCCUGGGUCUAUGAUCAAUAGGGUCACCUGUAAAAAUUCUAUUGAAAUCAAUUUAUUAAAACUGAUGCUGUUGGUUGUUGUUUUAUUAUAUAUAAAGUGUUGUGAUUAUUACUUUUUGGUAAUUCUCUUAUUUCAAAUUUGUCGUUUCGUUUUGUUUGUUAGUCAGUGGAUCUCACUCUAUAAGAUAUAUUUCAUAGACUAUGCUAUCUUUCUGGUAAUUUUGAUUUAUUUAAAUUGAUAUUUUGUUGUUUCAGAAUCGGUUCAAUUUGACAGAAAGUAGCCUUCAAAAACAUUUAUUUUCUUGUGUUAAAUUUCUGAGUAAAUGAAUGUUUCUAAGAUGAAGAAAUUGAUUAUAUUUGUACAGCCUUAAACUCUUCAACACGUUUCGUUUUACUGAUCAAGUCAAAUUUGUUUUGGAUGCAAUAUUUGUCAUUAUACAUGUGACCUUAUCUUCCCACAACAUGGGAGUUUUGACCCUAAUCUAGUCAAUUUUAUUGUAGAUUUAUGUUUAUAUAAUUAAAUUAUCCUUGCUAUUCUUUAGCAGUGUCAAUUUUUUUAAUUUAGUGACAAAGAUAUUUUUUUUAAUUAAACAAGAAAAAUGAUUUUGGCUGCACAAGGCAAAAUCAUAAUUUGUGUAAGCGGCAAUGCAUAACUUGCCUAAUUGGACUGUAUCUUUGAUUUUAUCUUUUUUUCUCUUUUGUCUUUAUUUCAUUUAUUAUCAACAUAUUAACAUGUUUAACAGAAACUGGACAAAACAUGUCUUGAUACUUAUACUAUGUAAAUAUUUUACCACCUUAAAUGUUUUUGUUGUAUUCUUUCUGAAACUGUGUAACUUUAACCUUUGUACUCUUGUCCAUGACUUAGCUGUUUCAGUGGCUUAUAGUGUUCUAGAAUAGACUGCCAGGAAGUGUUAAUACUGGACCAAACAUUGUAAAUGGCAUUUGCUUGUUUUUUUUAAAUGUCUUGUGGAAAGAGAUUUCAUAAUCGUAUUCAAAGUUUUAUAUGUCUUUUUUCUUUAUGUGACACGUUCUAAGUUAAAGUUUUUAACAUAUUUCGAUGUACAAAAUAAGAGAUGGUAAGGAACCAACUGGAAAAUCGCUUAGUUUCUCAAUUUUUCGUCACGAGUUCAAACCCCAAAGAAGCCUGGGAUCAAUGAACUAUUUGGAAGCACCUGCAAACCUCUGAUUGAACAAUCUUUGUGCUGGCCACAUGACAUCCUUGUCAAAUUUCAUUAAUAGAGUCUAGUUUUACAUCAUCGACUUAAGGAACAUCAAGGUCUCAACGUGGAACCUUGGCUUUAGAAAUCAAGACUAUCCUAUUUGUUCGAAUGUAUUAAGGAGACAGAAUUAGUUUGAAAAUAAAAUUUUAAAAUAUCUUUUAAA